Molecule: messenger RNA, 1380 nt
Organism: Erythranthe guttata (spotted monkey flower)
Lineage: Eukaryota; Viridiplantae; Streptophyta; Magnoliopsida; Lamiales; Phrymaceae
Source: RefSeq, a predicted model, not a curated record
GAUCAACUUUUCUAAUUAUUAUUCUCUUUCAAAUGAAUUAUAAAUCAAGUGUUGUCACACAUUAUUAACACGCAGAAUUGAAAUCCAGCGGCGCCGCCGUUGUUUGGGCGGACAUUUAUUCCCGCGGCUGAAACGCCAAAAAUCCAACGGCCACAAUCAACAAUCAUCGCAAUUUAUUACUUCACACGUAAAAUAAAAAUCCCAAUUAAUUUUUGACAAUUCCCAAUUUCAAAUCCAACGGCCACCAUCAAUUGUCCAGUCACUAUAAAUUGGGGGCAACAGAAAAAAAAUCCACCGCCAUUGAAGUUCAACACGCGGAGAUCAGUCUCCGGGAAAACAUCUGUGUCAUUAUCAACGACGAGUAUGUUGCUGAGAAGCUCGUCCGCUCCAAUCCUGAAUCCAUGGCUACCAAUUUCAGCUUCCGGGUCCGGGUCGUCGCCGGAGCCCGAUACCCUGCCCCAGUUAAAGCGAACGCCGUCGCUCUGCCUGACGACGUCGUUUGAGGAAUUCUCCGGCAGAAUCACGCCGAAGAAACUCGUCUUCGAUUCGGAAUCAAAAGAUCCGCUGAAUUCCAGGAAGAGCUCGAAGCUUCCCGCCACCCCGAAACCCUCAAAAAUAAUCAGGGAGAAAAGAGGAGGGCACGAUGCGGCGGUGGCGGAGAUGGAGAAAAUGUCGCAGACGCUGGUGGUGGGCGGCGGAGGCGGAAGUAGGGGUGGCGGAAGUGGUGGGAGAGGGUCGAGUGACGGGUCGGGUUCGGGUCAACAGGAUCCGGGGAAUUGGAACGGGCGCGAGAUUACGGAUGCUUACUAUGAAACUAUGAUCGAAUCUAAUCCGGGGAAUCCUCUCUUGCUUGCAAAUUAUGCUAAAUUUUUGAAAGAGGUUAAGAGAGACUUUAGAAAAGCGGAGGAGUAUUGUGGAAGGGCAAUAUUGGCGAACCCCAAUGAUGGCAAUGUGUUAUCACUCUAUGCUGAUCUAAUAUGGCUUACGCAUAAAGAUGCCGAUCGAGCCGAGUCUUAUUUCGAUCGAGCCGUUAAAACCGACCCCGAUGACUGUUAUGUGAUGGCUUCAUAUGCUCGAUUUUUGUGGGACGCGGAGGACGAAGAAGACGAAAAGGAAGAGGCCGGAAAGAAUUUAUAUGAAGCAGAGAUAAGUAAUGCACCUUCCAACUUCUUCCAUGAUAAUUCUCAUUGGCCUCCUUUUGCUGCAGCUUCUUAAUACAUACAUAAAUGUAUGUACGUAUAGUAUAUGUGUAGUUAUAUAUAUGUAAUUAUGUAUGCAUGCUAUUAAUUAGCUUGUGUUUUUGGUGAUGAGAUACAGUGGAAAGAACUAAUGGAAAUAUAUAUAUGAACCAUGGUUUUGGCCUUGUAUAGCCUCUUUUUC